Molecule: messenger RNA, 2936 nt
Organism: Gadus macrocephalus (Pacific cod)
Lineage: Eukaryota; Metazoa; Chordata; Actinopteri; Gadiformes; Gadidae
Exons: 3
Coding region: 39-1004 (321 amino acids)
Biological process (GO): DNA integration
Molecular function (GO): nucleic acid binding
Source: RefSeq, a predicted model, not a curated record
CCAAACGUAGAGCUAGAGGUGUAAUCUUCUGGCCUGCUAUGUCUAAGAACAUUACAGCAGAGGUGCUCUCAUGUGCAGUGUGCAAUAGCACAAAGUCGCAUCAGCGAAAAGAGCCCCUCCAACUCCACCCUGUUCCAGAUCUGCCAUGGUCCACAGUGGCUGCAGACAUUCUUGAUUGGCAUGGCAAACAUUAUCAAGUUCUCGUGGAUUCAUACCCCGGCUGGUUCAAACUCGACCUGCUCCGAGAUUUGACCUCAUCAGCCGUCAUAUCCAAAUUGAAAAGACACUUUUCGGUACACGGUACACCUCACAUACUCAUCACAGACAAUGCUAGACAGUACACCAGCCAGCACUUCAAGGAUUUUGCUAAACAAUGGGACUUUACUCAUACCACAAGCAGCCCGGAGUUUCCCCAGUCAAACAGACUCGCAGAAAGAGCAGUCCGCAGUGCCAGGCAACUCAUGGAGAAAUCGCACAGAGAAGGAUCUGAUGUGUUUCUCAAUAUCCUGAACCUCAGAAACAUUCCCCGUCACCCAACAUUAGGCUCUGCUGCUGAGCGUCUUAUGUCACACCAAACUCGAGCAGCCAUUCCAGUGAGCACUAUACUGCUGGAGCCUGCCACGAGGAAUGUCAAGCAAGUUGCCGCCCAACUUCUCAACAAAAGGCUCACCCUGAAGCGCUGCUAUGACAAGUCGAGCCACCCACUACAGUCCUAUAUAGUUCAAGCUGAUGGGAAGAAUUAUAGGAGAAAUCGCCGCAAUAUGCUUCCUGUCGCAGAGCCACCAUCGCCGCAGCUCGUUGAUGACCCAGACCAACAGGACAACAGCCCCCCUACAGUGGACAGUUCUCCCCCACCACAAAUGCCAGCAUCACACACGGUGCAACCACAACACCCAUCCUCUCCCCAGCCCCAGUCCACAACGCCCUCACACAUUGAGAAUCAAGACACACAAUACACCACACGCUCAGGUCGCACCUGCAAACCAAAUCCCAAAUACAUGUGAAAAAAAAAAGAAGAAGAAAAGAAGAAGAACAAUCCCAUCUAUCCAGCGUGUUUAAUAUUGGGACUACUUAAACUCUCAAAGUGUUUAGUAGGCUAUGAAGAGGCCUAAACGUUAAAAGUGAAAUAAGAAGUGUUCAAUUAACCUUAUUUGUUUGAUUUAAGUUGCAAUGUUUACCAGUGCUAUUUUGUUGACGGUGCUAAAGACGAAAAGGAGAGGAUGUAGAUCAUCUGCUUAAAUGAUUAUAGUUUGUUCAUUAUGAGCCACCGGAGCCGCCGCUGUGUGGCCUCAUCCAGAGCUAUAGAGAGAGAGAGUUGCGACACUUCCAUUGGACUCCGUUGUAGCGCCUACUUCCGGGGUAUGGAGCCUCGAAUAGUUCCAAACAACCAUUUUACGGCGGAAGAGACCGUUCAUUUCCAUUGCUGGCCGCCGAGUAACUUCUGAGGGUGAUGUUCAGCACAUGAAGCCCUACAGAUGCCGCCGAUUCAACAAUGCUGAUUAUGAUGGGCGGUCAAUUUAACCUUUGCCUUAUUAGGUCCUCCACAGUCGCCCCAUCAGUCCCUGGCAGUCUGGUCCCUGGAGCAGCUGGCCCUGGCAAAAGUUAUUCCUUCACUGUUGACCCCUGACUGACUGGCCCUCGGCACACAAAUCCCUGGAUCACCUGCCCCUGGAUCACCUGCCCCUGGAUCACCUGCCCCUGGCAAUGUAACCUCUUGAUUGCUCUCUCCGUCUCCUGUGAUGUCCUUUUCAAUGCUCUUGAAAACAAUAAUUACAAGGUAAUGUUGCUGUUAUAUGUAUUUUGCCUUUGCAUUUGCAACUACUGUCAUCUCCAAUGUAAUAAAAUGAAUUAAAGCAAAACAUUUCUGUAAUGUGAAUUAAAUCAUCUGCCACAAUCAGAAACCAAUACAAUUUAUGAAUGGAUCUACCGGCAAUUGUUAAUUGGGUAGAAAUGUGUCGAUUAUCUACAUUGUGUGCAAAUCCUCAGAGAAUCCCUGCCUUCUGGUUGUUUUUUAAACUGAAUGUACAAAUAUGAAUUAUGUAAUCUCAUUAGGAGUGUAGUCUAUCCUUGAAUUACAUGAAAUGGGGAAUAUUGUUAGCUGCAUGGAUCAUACCGAAGUUUAAUUUGGUGCAAUAUGUGUGGUCCGUUGCACUUGGUUCCGGAGGCACCCUCACAGAAGGGGGUUUCCUCCUCUUCGGUUUAGGGUGAUGGAUGAAAACUGUUGGGCCUGCAUCGGGCCUCAACUUCAACAUCCUAUCUACUUUUGUGGCUUUGAAUCUGUCAUUUUCAAAGUGUACCUGUAGGUAGGCUUGUAAGAUCAGUUUCCAUUGCACUUCAAAUAUCAUUGGAAAGUCAUAAUUCUCUACACUUAGAAUUAUUAUGCCCUUUGAAAUGCUAGCAAGUGAUCUGAACAUUACGUUACAUCGUUUUUGACUGUUGCUGACUGUCAAUAAGUUUUGACGGCUGACCGUUGCCAUCCAUUUCUCCCUGCGCUCUUGGUCCUUGGGGAAGCCGUACAUGUGAUAACCCUUCUCGGACAGAUUGGGGCAUCCAAAUGCUGCACAGCCAACCAUGGUAUGACCAUUUAUCUAUAAAAUGUUAGUUGUAACCAAUGAACCAUGACACCAUUGAAGAUCACAGAGCGGGUAACAACUGUUCCUCAACCACUUAUGCCCCAACUUUUGAGAAUAGGUUAGAGGUCAGAGUUCAUGACCAAACGAGGAUCCUCCCUCCUAAACCCAUUUUGAAUUUGCUCAGGGCUAUUCUAAGUAUUGUAACGGCAUAAAGUAUAGUAUAUUUGCAACGUUAUAUGUUAAUGGUUUGCCCUAAGUAUAUAGUGUUCCCUGCUGUGUCCAUUGUUGAAUCUGUUCACACAAUCGCAAUCACUUGUUCUUGUCACACUAAUUGUUUAAUAAAAAAAAUUACAAUUUCAUUCA